CAUUUACCCUAUGAUAUCCAACGAUUGCCCUAAAAAAAUUGAAAAUAUAUAAAAAUUAAAAAGAAGUAAAAAGACAAAAAGUGUUUCAUAAAGUACAGUAAUACUUUGGCUCUUGCUUGCACAAUUAUUUAAGGUAUGAUUGAAGUAUGGAAGCAUGUUUUAUAGGUGCGUUUUAUUGUAAUGCGCAAAAUAUUUGUUAAAGAAUGAGACUGAGGGAUUUUUAUAGUGAACCCACUUAAAAGCACAUGGUCUAUUAAUUGGUCUUGACUUGACAUCAUCGAAUGAAUAAGCACGGCGAUAAAAGUAUGUACAUCGGAACUCUAAGUUCUAUGGCUAUUGACCCGACAUAGUAUUAGACAUGUGCACAUACAAUAUUCGCGUUUUUAUGCACAAUAAUUUUUUUCAUGUACUGUCCCCCACUCUAACCCAAACCGGUCCGGGCGGUCCUCAUCCUAUAAACCGUUGCAGGUAAAAAAACUUAGAACUCUUUCCAUACACUUGAAAUUCCACUCCUGGAUUUGAUCCGACUGUGAUAGCACGUGCAAGGCAACAGUUGCCUUAGCCACUCGUCCACUGCGGAAUUGCUUGAAAUCAACUGAAAUCUAUUUGGUAUCAUUUGAGCAUGUUUAAAAAUUGUUCAUUUUAAAUAAAUGGUUAUUGGAAAACACUUUUGUCGGAUCUAUAGCCGAAUAACUUAAUGUUCCAGGGUGCCGGAACAAUAACCACGGCAUAUUUGCAUCUAUAUUUCCAAGGUAGUGCAAGGCAAAUGUCAUCACUGCAGAAAAGAUGGGUGUGUGGUCGAGGUGUUCUGGCAUUAAAGUCAUCUGAACCAUUGAGAAAGCCUGGUUCAAAAUCGGAAGGUGAAACAUUACUGUAACUCAUAUGUUCUCUACUUUAUUAUUUCGCCCUGUCUAAGGCCAGAUGCUUUUACUUGUCAAGGGGAAAGUGCUGGCACUCAAAGGGUUAAUCAGACUGCUGCUCGUGUAUUUUGCCAACCCUAUAAGCAGUAUUGCAUCCCAAUGCUCCCUACUUUGUUAUUUUAUUCCAUCUAACACCAGAUGAUUUUACUUGUUGAAAGGAGAGUGCUGCUGCUCAUUGGGUAAUGAGAAUUUGAGGGUUUUAAUUAUUUUGACCAAUCCAUGUGAGGCUAGUUAAACAUAAGCAGAUCAAUAACUACCAAAUGCUCUUGGGAAAUUUAACAUAAAAGUUUAUAUAUUAGUAUAGAAAUUAUUUUUAUCUACACCUGUUAAUCCUUACAUGCAAGCAACAUACAAAUCUAACAAUCUAUUGAGCAAUUUUCUGACGCACGCAUGUCCAUUAUAUUUAGGUCCACAAGCGCCCAGGCCACCAUUAGCAGCGAUACAUGGACUAAACCCAACAUUGCUUGUGAAAUACAACUACAAAAGUAACCCGGAUCAGCCUGGAGGCUUCCCUGAACUAACUGUGAAACAGGGACAGAAAGUGACGUUUCUAAAUGUGCACGAAAGUGAAGCAUUAUGGUGGAAUGUUAAAGACGAAGAUAGUGGUCAAAGUGGUUAUAUACCAGGCUCUUAUGUAAUGGUACGUAUCAUGUGGGUUACGACUAAGUCACAGAUGUUUAUUGCAGGUGUUUUUAAUGAACUUGGCAUCUGCAUGGUGUUGCAAAUCUCCCUUCCCCCUCUGAAUGGGCUAAUGUUGAAAUUGAUUUUCAGAUUCUUGAAGAGAAGCCAUCGAGCCUGCCAUGGUUAGAGAACAAAAGACUCGAGGAACAAGUGGAAACAAAAACGAAAGAAGGUCCUUUCAAAGAUGCACCCGCAGCGGUCUGGAAACCUUAUGUGUCAGGUAACAUAAUCAGUGUGAUUUACACUGUGAUACAAUCAGGGCUUGAAAUAACAGCCGAUCACCGAUCAAUGUUAGAAGAAAUUGCUUAUGAUAGGCAGAAAAGCAGGGUUUCCAACCUAAAAAAGCAGGGAAAUGACUGCUGAUCACCAUGAUCGGGAACUUUGGGAACAUUAUUUCAAGCCCUGUACAAUGCAUUUGAGCAAAUUACAACUCCAGUGGGUUAAUUCAUUCUUGUUUUCUGUCUCUAGCAUAUGGUGGCACGACUACAGGUCCAGUUAAUAGUGAUCAACCCAAACAAUAUUACUGUGAGAUCUGUGCUAAACAACUAAAUGGUACCAAACCAUAUCAAGCACAUAUGGUUAGCAAAGCACACAAAGAAGAGGUCGCGGCACAGUCGUGAAUGGAUGGUCGGCUGGUGCUGUUAGUGGGGAGCAUGGCAGAUGGAGUGGGGGUGCUACAGCUACUGUAGUGGAGACUUUGUUCAGCUUGGGCAUGUCAUAGUGGGGGCACUGCAGCUAACAGAGUGAGGACUCAAGUUUUGUUGAGUUAUGAAAAUAUGUUAUGAAUGCUUGCAAGAUUCAUGUUGUUAAAAAAAUAUCAUGUUAAGCUAUGGUGCAAUGUGAGGGGAGAUACAACUACGGAACUACCUGAAACAUAUACAAUAAGAACUUCAGGAGAUAGCGUGGAUUGAGGAACCAACUUCAAAGUUGUGCUAAUAUUUUUUGGGUAAUUGUGUCUCUCUUCCAUGAAUUAGUUACCUGCACCGGCACAGACUGUCGAGAUUAUGAAACUAUGGCUCUGCAGACUCUUACGGGCCAAAGCAGCAUAGUGAAGGACGAGUCUGUAAGAUUUCAGUUUUGUUAUGAACAUGCACAAGCAUAAUGUUAACAUACAUAUUGCAUUAGAAGCUCUUGUGGGAGCAAGACAACUGUAGAGCUAGGAUGUGUUCAGUAAGGUGCAUGUUAUGAAGUGUCAAAUGUUGCAUAUUAAAGUCAAGCUUAAACAAUGCUAUGUAGCAUUUCUGCACAAUCAUAUAUGUAAAAUACUUGUUAGUGGUGAAUCCAAGUACUUGCAAUGUAUAAUACUAACAAAGCAAACAAACUACAAAAAUAGAUAGCAACGAACCUAUCCUUUGAAAACUGCUACAUUGUUAGGGCGUGGUCAUUAUUUAUGGG
Messenger RNA from Paramuricea clavata, 2996 nucleotides. Lineage: Eukaryota; Metazoa; Cnidaria; Anthozoa; Malacalcyonacea; Plexauridae. The record is from the annotation of a GenBank genome assembly.